Rotaria socialis is the source of this 2923-nucleotide messenger RNA. The record is from the annotation of a GenBank genome assembly. NCBI's taxonomy places the organism in Eukaryota, Metazoa, Rotifera, Eurotatoria, Philodinida, Philodinidae.
AUGGGUAUUCAUUUUAGUAUGCAUUUUAGAUAUCCACUUGAAUGGAUAUCGUGACUGGUAUGUCGACGAUACCCAGUGUUAGGAUAUUAUGACAUCUCUGCACUAGUAUCACUCUAGAUUUUGUUUCUCAAAACGUUGUUUUAAUUUCAAUAUUUUUAUGCCAUUUUGUAGCGUUUGAAAUUCUCUAUCGAAUGCUAUGUUGAAAUAUACUUUUGAAUAUCAACAUAAAACUGAAAACACAACUGAAAGUCAUUGGAGUGUAAAUAAAAGCUGUCUACACCCUAGUAUUCACUACAAAAUGGUACGCAAAUAGAGGUGUCAACCGUGCGGCUGAACCGCCGUGGUAGCCGAGUUUUCUAUAAUAUCAGCCACCACCGCCAUCAAACUGCUGGUAAUUUUAAGAAUUUUUGGGGAGCCGCCGCUGCGAAAAAACAAGUUUAGCCGUUGCGCCGCUGCAAGGGAUAAAAAUUUUUGGUAACAUCAUUCACCGCCGCUGACAUCAAUACAUAUGCGACCGAAUCGAACAUUUUUCUUUUAAUUUCCAUCAGCGAAUUUUUAACUCAGCCGCCGCCGUCACAUAAGAGCUUGCAAAUAUCAACCGAUGCCGCCGCUGUGGAAAAAAAUUUAAGAAUUUAUAGCAGCCGCCGCUGAAGACAUUAUUCAUUCAAAUAACGAGCCGCUGGAAAUCUUUAAAAAUUGAAAAUUUUUGCCCGCCCCCGCCGUUCAACCCUUCGGCUGACACCUCUAUACGCAAAGAUUUUUCUUUCAAGCUCGUUUAAAAUGUGUCAGAUAGAGGGAAGAAUUCUCAAUCGAUUCAUAUCUAAAAAUUUUUGUUUCGCUUUUACUUUAUGUGCAGAGUCAGUUUAAUACUAGAUGCGCCCAGGGGUGAGUUUUUAAUAAAAAAUCUGGUCUUGAUUUGAUUAUAAUUCGGGAUAGACAAAUCAGAAAAACGUAAAAACUGGAGGAUAUACGUAAAAAAAUAUGCUCGAUCAGAUGAGCCUACUAAAUCGAAAAACCAGAAACCGCGAGCCCCCCUUAAGAAUCACUUUUUUGUUUAAACUCGAAAAAAAUUCGAAAAACGGUCUAUUUGUUAUACGUAUUUUUACAUUGAAUAUUUUCGAUGAUGUGAUGAAUGAUAUCAACUCGUUCCAUCUAUAAACGAUCUUUGCUAUUAGCUCUAUUCUUUCAACUGACGCGCCUAUACUUAUGGAAUGAGAGUUUUUAACGAAAUAAGCAUAACCAGUGUUUCCAACAUAACUAACAUUGCUUUUAACCCAUCAAUUGAAUGAAAUCGAUAGAACUAUCACUUCUGCACAUAUGCAUUGUAUUUCUUCAUUCUUAAACUGAUUUCUUUAAUUACAAGACAGUGAUCUGUGAAGCAAGGUAAAACAAGUCGUCGUCGGGUCGGGAGCUGUCUCUUUUUUAUUCGGAGAACAUUUUUAUGGGAAACAAACCUCAUAUUCGUGAUCAGCGUACUGAAUAAGCUAUGUCUAGAUCAAACUUCGGAAAAAAAGAGAAAAAAAAAUUUGGUUUUCGGGAGGGUGACCAACGGAAAAUGAUUUUGCAAAAAAACAAAACAUUUUUAUUUUCCAAAAGAAAGUACACUAUUUUGUUCAGAAUUUUAUACUGAUUCCAACCAGGUAACUAUUUUUUCAGAAAAUAGUUCGGUCGAAAAAUGACCUUACCGCCACUUGUCUUUUCUCGAAAAACAAGACAGUACGGUUUAGUAUUUUUUCGAUAAAUCCCUUAAAAUCGAACCUUUUUAAAAAAACCUAUAUAUAUUCUGAAAGAGGAGACUUUGAGGCAUCUACCCGUGAUAAAAACUCAAACUUUAAUCUUUUCGAAAAAAUCGACUUUUUUAAGGGGUGGGGGUCCCCCUAACGAAAGGCACACAUCUAAGCUCACAUCGACACUCACCCACAUCCUAGAAACGAAUCUAUUGAAAAUAAAUAUUAUUUUUGUUUUUAAAUAAAAUUUAGAUAAACGUUGGGAAAAGGCUUGCCAAGAAAAAAAUACAAGUUUACAUUUAAUUAAAUCAAUGGAACUUGAUUUAGAUGUUGGUAAAUGUAUUUAUAGUGAUGAUGCUGUUUUACCUGCUUGGAAAGUUGCUGGAAGCCUUCCUAAUGUAGAAUUACGUUUAUCAGAUAAACGUUUAUGUCAAAUAAUAAAUAAUAUUCAAUUAAUUCCAUUUCCUGAAUCAAAAAAUCCAGUUAUUCUUGGACCACCGAUAGAACCAGAAUCGACACUAAUACAAUCUUUAUCGAAUAAUCCUGAACAAACAUUAGAAGCAGUUGAAGGAAUGAUACCAGUUAAGAAAACUAAAGAAAAAGUUGAAGCAGAAGAAAAUAAAGUAAAAGAAAUUAAUAAUACAGAUACAAAUGAAAAAAAAAUGUUAGAUUUACAUAUUGAUGAAGGUGCAAAUGAAAAUAAUGAAGAUAAACCAUUUUUUCGUUUAACACUCGAAUCGAUCGUUGCUAAAACAAAAAUAAAAACUUUUGAUAUGGAAUUUGAUGCAUCAUUAGCUAAUUCAGUUGUCUAUCAUGAACAAUUUAUUGGCAAAGAUAAUCAACAAUUACGUUUAUUAUCAGCUCAAUUAGAACAAAUAAAUAAUGAUGAAAAUCAAAAAUUAGUUAGUUUGAAUUUUCUUCAUACAUCAUCAGAAAAUCCAUUAUUUUUAUCGCCAACUUAUAAUGGAAUUGAAAAUAGAGCUCAUGUUCAUUUUAAUGUUCCAGCAGGACUGUCACUUAAAAUUGAUGCCGAUUUAGAAGAAUUUCGAAUAAUCCUUGCAUCAAAACAAGCAAAAUUAUUUGAUAUACAAGUUCAAGGUGUCAAAGCUUAUGUAUCACAAGCACCAGAGAAGACUUUAGUCAAUUUAAUUCUAUCUGAUUUACUACGUGUUUUAGAUCCAUAUAAAGAUGCAUGA